AUGGCGAGAGCGCUCGUGCUGGCGGCCACCAUGGCCGCGGCGGCCCUUCUGCUGGCCGUGCUGUUGGCUGCGGCGGCGCCGGCGAGCGCAAUGGACUUCGGCGAGCACGACCUGGCGUCGGAGGACUCCCUGUGGGCGUUGUACGAGCGCUGGCGCAGCCGCCACACGGUGACGCGCGACCUCGACGACAAGGCCCGCCGCUUCAACGUCUUCCGGGAGAACGUGCGCCUCAUCCACGAGUUCAACCGCGGCGACGCGCCCUACAAGCUCCGCCUCAACCGCUUCGGCGACAUGACCGCCGACGAGUUCCGCCGCGCCUACGCCUCCUCCCGCGUCGCACACCACCGCAUGUUCCGCGGCGGCCGAAAGGAGACUACGGCCUUCACGCACGGCGCCGCUACCGCCGUCCCGCCGUCGGUGGACUGGCGGCAGAAGGGCGCGGUGACGGACGUCAAGGACCAGGGCCAGUGCGGGAGCUGCUGGGCCUUCUCCACGAUCGCCGCCGUGGAGGGCAUCAACGCGAUCAAGACCAAGAACCUCACGGCGCUCUCCGAGCAGCAGCUGGUGGACUGCGACACCAAAACCAACGCCGGCUGCAACGGGGGGCUCAUGGACUACGCCUUCCAGUACAUCGCCAAGCACGGCGGGGUCGCCGCCGAGGACGCCUACCCCUACAAGGCUCGUCAGGCCAACUCCUGCAACAAGAAGAACCCGGCCGUGGUCACCAUCGACGGGUACGAGGACGUGCCCCGCAACGACGAGAAGGCGCUCCAGAAGGCCCUGGCGAACCAGCCCGUGUCCGUGGCCAUCGAGGCCAGCGGGUCGCACUUCCAGUUCUACUCCGAGGGGGUCUUCUCCGGCAAGUGCGGCACCGAGCUGGACCACGGCGUGGCCGCCGUCGGCUACGGCGCCACCGCCGAUGGCACCAAGUACUGGAUCGUCAAGAACUCGUGGGGGCCCGAGUGGGGGGAGAAGGGCUACAUCCGCAUGAAGCGCGACGUCGCCGACAAGGAGGGGCUCUGCGGCAUCGCCAUGGAGGCGUCCUACCCCGUCAAGACCUCGCCCAACCCAAAGCAUUCCGCCGGUGACCUCCAUGACGAGCUCUGAAUGUCUGAUCGACUAACUGUUUAAUGCCGCCCCUACUCCCCUAUAUGCAUCAUCAUGUUCAUAUCAGGGGAUUAUCUAGAAAAAUAAACAGUCACUCAACAUUUGUACUACAUACAUCACAUCACAUACAGUGCAGUAUGCACCUGUCAUACUUGUAAUCCGGUUGUUUCGAUCGGCCGAUUAUGUACACAGUUGUAAUCCAGUUUUUAUGUACGCAGUUUGCAUUGCAGAUCCA
Messenger RNA from Lolium rigidum, 1342 nucleotides. RefSeq names its product thiol protease SEN102-like. Gene Ontology annotation, cellular component: lysosome. Gene Ontology annotation, molecular function: cysteine-type endopeptidase activity. Lineage: Eukaryota; Viridiplantae; Streptophyta; Magnoliopsida; Poales; Poaceae. The transcript has a single exon. The record is from RefSeq and is a predicted model, not a curated record. Bases 1 to 1107 code for a protein of 368 amino acids.